CCGCUCGCCGGGUCAAACAGGGCUGCUCGCUGGCCCCGGCGCCCAUCAGAAGCAGGCGCGCUCACGGUGACUCUUCUUCACUGCACCGCCGCUCAACGCACUACUGCAUCAGACCGAGAUCAAACCGGCUGUCCCAGGCCAGACAGACUCAUCGUUCUGUAGUCCAGUGCCAUCUCCUUCCCUCGUCGCUUCCGGGCGGCCUGCACUGCAAGUCGACGGCACGGCAAUGGCUAUGCCUUCUUGCACGAUGCGAGCCGUGCAGUACGACAGAUACGGCGGGGGAGCACAAAGCCUCAAGUUGAUCGGUGAUGCACGCGCGUGUUCUACUGAAUCCAGCAUGUGGAGGUGCCGAUCCCGGCGCCGAGGAAGGGGGAGGUGCUCAUCAGGAUGGAGGCGACCAGCAUCAACCAAGUCGACUGGAAGUUCCAGAAGGGCGUCGCCCGGCCCGUCAUGCCCAGGAGGUUCCCCUUCAUCUCAGGUUUCGACCUAGCCGGAGAAGUCGUGGAGUUGGGCGCUGGAGUGAGCAGCCUCAAACCAGGGGACAAGGUCAUCGCCAUCAACUUUCCGAAUGGCGGCGGGCUCGCAGAGUACGCUGUGGCGUCGGCUUCUCUGACAGUGCCAAGACCGCCGGAGGUGUCCGCGGCCGAAGGCGCGUGCAUACCUAUCGCCGCGGUCACCGCGCUCCGGUCGUUGCAGACAGCCGGGGUCAGCUUGGACCCAGCUCGUGGCGACUCCAGCUGCAAGAACGUGUUGGUCACCGCGGCCUCUGGUGGCGUCGGCCACUUCGCCGUGCAGCUGGCCAGGCUGGCUGGCCACAACGUCACGGCCACCUGCGGCGCGCGCAACCUCGGCCUCGUCCGGAGCCUCGGCGCCGACGAGGCGCUGGACUACGCCACCCCGGAGGGCGCCGCGCUGCGGAGCCCCUCGGGGAGGAGGUACGACGCGGUGGUGCACUGCGCGACGGGCUUCCCAUGGUCCGUGUUCAAGCCUGUGCUCGCCCCCGCCGGCACGGUCGUGGACAUCACGCCCGGUGUCGCGGCCGUCGUCACCGCGCUACUCCAGAGGGUGACCUUCUCCAAGAAGAGGCUGGUGCCGCUCAUAGUGUCGCCCAAGAAGGAGGACAUCGAGCUGUUGGUGGGCAUGGUGAAGCAGGAGAGGCUCAAGACGGUGAUCGACUCCCGGUGCCCGCUGAGCAGGGCGCAGGAGGGCUGGGCCAAGAGCAUGGAAGGACACGCCACCGGCAAGGUCGUCGUAGAAAUGGGAGGCGCAGAGUGAGCAUAUCGUGCACUGUGUUUGUACAUGUACCGUUUCUCACCACUGGAUCUAGGAUCUACGGCUUAGACUUCCAUGUGACGAUAGUAGUAACAAAGAUUUAGGUGAGAAUUUUGAUUUACGCCAUCGAUGAUCGUAGCUCCUAUACAAACUAACUGCCAUUCAUAUGGAAUUUGCAUGUGUUGGUAGUAUUAAACU
Molecule: messenger RNA, 1470 nt
Organism: Phragmites australis (common reed)
Lineage: Eukaryota; Viridiplantae; Streptophyta; Magnoliopsida; Poales; Poaceae
Product: chloroplast envelope quinone oxidoreductase homolog
Exons: 4
Coding region: 388-1275 (295 amino acids)
Molecular function (GO): oxidoreductase activity
Source: RefSeq, a predicted model, not a curated record